Messenger RNA from Rotaria sp. Silwood2, 1197 nucleotides. Lineage: Eukaryota; Metazoa; Rotifera; Eurotatoria; Philodinida; Philodinidae. The record is from the annotation of a GenBank genome assembly.
AUGGAUGGAUGUGAAAGCACACUAAGUGGCUUUGUUGACAUAGCUGUUGAUGGAUUUGAUAAAGAUGUAAAAUGGCGGCGUACUGAUUUACUAACAAUUUCGUCACGUGGUUGUAUAUCGAACGCACUAUCUUCGCUGAUAUGUGCUGUUGAUGUUGGAUAUGUAUCAUUAAAUAUGACAAAUGGUCAACUACUCUGGAUUAUUCCUCUUGAAAGUAGAGAAAAAACUGAAAUAGCAUCAUUGCCUAUUGUUAAUUAUGAAGGAUUCUUGAUUACUGCCAACAACACAAGAUGUAUGUUAGUCGAUCCUCAAGGUGUUGUUAGAGGCAUAUUCAAUUACGAACCAGUGUUAAUUCCUCCACUAGCAGGUCCAUUCGUGACAGAUGAUGGUCAAAUUAUUGUCGCCGAUUUAGUUUCUUUUGUAGGUAUAGAAGUUUCUGGUCUUCCACUUGGUGUUCAACCGUUACCUCCUAAUUUUUUUCGUCUAUCACGAUCUAUGAGUCUUAACAGAAAUGAUGCUAGAUGGUAUUUGAUUGCUCAGCACAAUACUACUUAUUCUCGAACAAUUGUUGCUGCCGAAACAACUGGCAGUAUAGUGGAUCGUCUACGUAUUGCUUGGAUAUACGAAUAUGGUAUACUGCCGAAUUUAUGUAAUGGAAUGGAAGGACCAUUGCUAUCAAUGAAUCGAAAAUGGUUGUUUAUUGUUAAUACCACAGGAAUUCUAAUCAUUGCUGAUAAAGUUGACUCAGCAAAAGUUGAAUAUGUUGUUAGCUUUCCAAAUCUCUGUGCGAAUGACAUGGCUUAUUUUGAGACAGACUCAACACUUCUCGUUGUCGACAAGCACACAUAUAAUAUUACUGCGUUAAAUGUUUCUACUCGAACCAUAUCCUAUAUUUCUUUGACAGAUAUUUGCCAAGAAGAGAUUAUUGGACAACUCUCUCGAAUGACUAUCAUUCAAAACCAUCGCCUAAUCAUAGUUGUAAUCACAGCAGCUCGUAAAGCAAUUCUACUGCUCAUUGAUUACAAUCUUCAUAGACUUUUAGAACGUUUCGAUCUUGGUUACGUGUCAGAGAUUGUUACAUUUGAACCUCUAACUCAACUAGCUUAUACAGAAACCAAUGAACAACAACUUUUUGUAACUAUUGCUCACAAAGCUGUAGGCUUAAUCACAGUUCGACUCCUAACAUCAAAUCAAUGA